UAUAUGGAGGUCGAGACACGCAAAUUGUUUUGACCGGCGAGUCAGCUCACUAUUUUUUAAUAUUUUACAUUGCUGCUUUGCUUGUUUUUUCUAAAUAAAUUUGCAAUCAGAAGUGCAAUUCAUCGUAUCUUUGGCUGAUAUAUUUAUACAUUUUCAACCUUUAAAAUGCACAGCAUGUAUGUAUGUGGCUUAAUAAUUUUUUUAAUUAUAAACAACGUUUUUCAACGCAAUUGUUCAGUUAAAAUGUAUCUGAACAUUUAAUUGCAAAGGGUUUCUAAAAAAAUUUUAAUACAGUUUAUAUACAUAACGUAUAUAUUUUAUUAACAAAAUGUCCUUGAGGAGAUUUAUGCAUGAAAGGAACAAGUAUAAAGAAGAGCCCAAUUUCAAGCAUUUGGCAAAUUUGUAUCCUGAAUUUCGGAAAAUCGUAUUCACAGAUAUUACAGGCAAAGUACGAAUAAAUUUUAAGGAUAAAGAAAGUUUGAAAGUCUUGACACAAACUUUAUUGAAACAUGAUUUUAACUUGGAUAUUGAUAUUCCUUCAAAAAAUUUAGUACCUGCACUUCCUUUAAGAUUGAAUUAUAUCUUGUGGAUUGAAGACUUAUUAAAACACAGUGGUAUUACUGAUUUGUCUGAUGUACAUGGGAUUGACAUUGGAACUGGUGCAACUUGUAUUUAUCCACUUUUAUUUUCUACAAUUUUUUUAAGUAAAAUGACUGGCACAGAAAUUGAUUCAGAUAGUAUAGAAUCUUCUUUGAAAAACAUUGAAAAAAAUGAUUUAACAGAUUUUAUCAAAGUGGUUUUAGUAAAAAAAGAAAGUAUUUUAAAGGAACUUUUACAAGAUAAUAGCAAAUAUACUUUUGUUAUGUGCAACCCACCAUUUUUCUUAACUGAUAAAGGAUUAGGCAAAAAGUCUAAACAAGAUCCACCAAGAAAUGCUCAGACUGGAAAUGACAAUGAAUUAACAGUUAAAGGUGGAGAAAGAGAAUUUAUUUCACGUUUAAUUCAAGAAAGUAUUGAAUAUAAAGAGCAAGUAAAAAUAUAUACAACCAUGUUUGGACAAAAAAGUACUUUAGGAUACUUGAGAACAGAAUUGACAAAGAAUGGUAUAUCCAAUAUGACUUGGACAGAAUUUUGUCAAGGCUUUACUAAGAGAUGGGGUAUUGCUUGGACAUUUAAUAAAAAAGAUGAAAUUAAUUUGAUUACUGCACCAGUGACCAAAACAAGAGCAAUUAUACAAAAGUUAAAAAAAGAUAAAUCAAUGGAUAUAGUAUUUCCUGCCAAAGAUGGAUUAAAUUCUCUUGACAAAGUUGUAUCUUCAUUGAAAAUUUGGAUUUCUGAAUUGAAAAUAAAAAUGAAAGAAAUAGGAUUAGACGAUGAUGACAGUCCUUGUUGGGCUUGUCAGCUGACAGGAUAUGAAGAUACAUGGUCGCAUGCUCGAAGAAAAAGACGUAUGGCUAAGCGUGAAGAAGCUUUAAAAAAGCAACGCUUGGAAAACAUAAAUUCCGUUGAUUCUGAAAACCUCCAAAUUGAACAUAAGGUUGAAACUGACCUCGAAGUCGAACAACAGGAUGAGGCAAAUACUCAAAAUGAAGAUCCUCUCUUAGUAUGUACACUUCUUGUAGGAGAAAAAGGCUUAGAUAACGAAUCCGACAAAUAUGACAGCGAAAGAGAGAGUGAAAAUGAGGAUUCAAACAACGAAAAAAUGCUGAGAAUCUGUAUGAUUUAUGAAAGUGGUUGUGGAGGUAAAUUAAGCUUAGAAAUGCUUCGCCAAUAUUUGGUCAAUAAAUUGAAUAUUCGCGAGUUUUUCCGCAAACAGCAGCCAAGCAAACCUAAUAAGAAAAAAAGGAAGAAGAAUAAAUUGAGACAGAAUAAAUAGUUAUUAAUUUAUCAGUUACAUAACAGAUGAUAAAUAUGUAAAUCAGGUAUUCAACUUCAUUUUUUUUUCGAUUAAUCCUUAUCUGCUAAUAUAUAUGUAUGGUACAGUUUCACUAACGAGUGCAAUAUGAUGUUUGGCAUAACAAACAUA
This is a messenger RNA of Phymastichus coffea, 2026 nucleotides long. Its product is annotated as U6 small nuclear RNA (adenine-(43)-N(6))-methyltransferase. Gene Ontology annotation, cellular component: nucleus. Gene Ontology annotation, molecular function: 23S rRNA (adenine(1618)-N(6))-methyltransferase activity. The record is from RefSeq and is a predicted model, not a curated record. The coding region runs from base 329 to 1876 and encodes 515 amino acids. The transcript has 7 exons. Gene Ontology annotation, biological process: rRNA base methylation. Lineage: Eukaryota; Metazoa; Arthropoda; Insecta; Hymenoptera; Eulophidae.